This is a messenger RNA of Aspergillus calidoustus, 348 nucleotides long. Lineage: Eukaryota; Fungi; Ascomycota; Eurotiomycetes; Eurotiales; Aspergillaceae. The record is from the annotation of a GenBank genome assembly.
AUGGUCAGCGUUCCUACCUUUGACGGCGACAACCCCUUCGAGGGAGUCGCCGGCCACCAGGCGUUUAUCAUUUACGACAACACAUGCAUGCGCAGAGGCGUGUACUCUCCGGACAACGAAGGCAAUGAUUGCGGUAUAAACUACGUUAUUGAGGAGGACUGGCUUCCAUACACUAUCGUCGUCACGCAUGUUAACUGGGAUGUUGGUGACCCAUACUUCUACUUCAAUUACGCCAAUGGCGCCUAUAUGAUUGGGGAGAACGGGGCGACAUGCACGGAUAUCAGUUCCGGUCUACGUGCGGAGCAGGGCUGCAAGUCUGCGUUCCCCAUAAAUGGAGAGCCAGAAUAG